UGUUCCCUCCUUUUCUGGACAGUAUAGUGGCGGUGGCGGUUGGGGAUUAGGGAAGAGAGUUAGUUCGUUGGAAGGGUUGGUGGCAGAGAUGAAAAUUAAGCAUGAUGCGGAUAAGGAGAGAGAACGUCGGCUGAAAGAAGAUGAAGAUCGCAAACGGCAUGAGCGUGAAGAAGAGGAGAAGAGGCUACGUGAGAAGAAGGAACGUGAAGAGCUUCAGGCGCAGAUGUCCGAGAAGAUCGACAAAGUCUAUGAGGCAAUUAAUGAAAAGAAGAAUAGUGACAAGGAUAAGCUGGAGAAACUGAAAUCGCUUGUUGAUGAGAUUGGGAAGAAGAGCCGUGGAGCUAGUACUUCUGCCACGGGGUCUAUGCCUGUUGUUGAAAAUUUGGAGGAGGUCAUCCAUUCUCUGCAACGGCAGUGUGAGGCCGCCGAGGCAAAUGCAAAAGCCUGGAAGAUGGAAGCGCUUCGGCCCGAAAACAAGUGAGGGAGUGUCGCUAUUGGUGAGUCCCUGACUACCCAAGCUAGGGAGAGGAUGCGGACAACCUCCGCUCCCACACCUUCUAGUCGGGUCAAUGUGCAGCUGAAGGGGAUAGUGGAGAUACAUCAGGCCGAGGUUGACUUGCUGAAGGAUAUGCGACUGAUUGAGGUGAAUGUGAUGAAACGGUCUGAAGCUGAAGUCGAACGUCUUAAGAAAGCAAUGAAGAAGCUCAAGAUGG
Molecule: messenger RNA, 713 nt
Organism: Chara braunii
Lineage: Eukaryota; Viridiplantae; Streptophyta; Charophyceae; Charales; Characeae
Source: the annotation of a GenBank genome assembly